Auanema sp. JU1783 is the source of this 258-nucleotide messenger RNA. The record is from the annotation of a GenBank genome assembly. Lineage: Eukaryota; Metazoa; Nematoda; Chromadorea; Rhabditida; Rhabditidae.
AUGUCCCAAACUGGACCGUUUCAACGUGUUAACACGGUUUCAGCACCUUUAAAAGGCUCUUUUCCUUUAGAUCAUGAAGGAACCUGCAAACUAGAAAUGCUUAAAUACAUGUGUUGCUUACAUGAGAACGAUCAGAAGAAUAGUGAAUGUAGAGGGUUAGCGAAAGCUUAUUUUCAAUGUCGUAUGGAUAAUAACUUGAUGGAUCAAGAGGAUUUCGACAAGUUAGGAUAUAAAAAUGAUAAAACGGUAGUUCGUUGA